Malassezia globosa CBS 7966 is the source of this 1149-nucleotide messenger RNA. RefSeq lists its product as uncharacterized. Gene Ontology annotation, molecular function: protein binding. Gene Ontology annotation, biological process: mRNA export from nucleus. The coding region runs from base 1 to 1149 and encodes 382 amino acids. The record is from RefSeq and is a predicted model, not a curated record. The transcript has 2 exons. Lineage: Eukaryota; Fungi; Basidiomycota; Malasseziomycetes; Malasseziales; Malasseziaceae. Gene Ontology annotation, cellular component: THO complex part of transcription export complex.
AUGACAGCUGCUUCAGGGCGCGAAGCCUAUCGUGGGAUCGGACAGCUUGAAGAUCCGCCGACCGAUGCGUCAUUCUUCACGCGACGGCAUCUAAAUUAUCCUCCGUUCACGUCUGCGCGCCCGCCAAAAGAACUUCGAGGCGGACAUAACACCGGUGUACGUGCCUUAGCCUGGAACGCUACUGGUGAUGUUCUGAUGAGCUGUGGCAGUGAUCAUGUUGUGCGCGCAUGGAACCCUGAAAGAAGCUCAGAUGUGCGUGCAACAACUGAAUUUACAGGGCACUCAGGCCAAAUAUCAGCGAUCGCAUGCCAUCCCACCGACCCACACCUCUUUGCGACUGGUGGAAUUGAUCGAACUGUACGAGUAUGGGACUUACGCGCGCCUUCCUCUACAAAAGUAAUAUCUACACCUGGCUCUAAUAUCAAUUUAGCAUAUCAUCCUCAAGGCCGCUUCUUAGCUGUUGGCGACAAAAGCGAGACCGUGAGUCUGAUUGAUGCUGAUCAAGGUUGCUUCUUGCAUAAAAUCAAAGACGGCUCUAUUGAUCGCGAAGAAAUCAAUGAGCUUGCUUGGUCGCCUGAUGGUUCCAUGUUGCUCUUACCCAUGGGCAGCGGUACCAUUAGCUUCCUUCGCGCUCCAGAUACCCCUGAGUUAGAAGCAGAUGCCUCAACAGCUGCGAACGGAUUGAAGCAAUGUUGGGAGCAAGUCAUGAUCCACCAUGCACAUCCAGCAGCAAUAUUUUGCGUUAAAUGGGACCCUACGGAACGGGUUGUGGCCACUGCUGCAGCCGAUAGCACGUUGGCCCUUUGGGAUUCGGCCCUAUGGGAUUGCUCCCGCGUGUUCUCCGACUUCAAAUUUCCACUUCGUACAAUCGACUUUUCGUUCGAUGGAGAAUGGCUUGCUGUGGGUGGCGAAGAUCCCGAUGUCGCUUUGGACAUUCUAACGCGACAUUUACAGAUCUCUUUGGCUGGCGAAAGGAUUGUACACCGCAUUCCCGUCUCUACAACGAUCAACUCACUUGCCUGGCAUCCUUCCAAGCCAAUGCUUGCAUACAGCGGCACUGAUACUUCCACAUCCCUGGGCCCUGGCAUCGCGGCCACUACAGGUCGUGCUGCCACAACGCCUGUUAUUUGGGUCUAUAGCAUACCUUAG